Neoarius graeffei (lesser salmon catfish) is the source of this 1034-nucleotide messenger RNA. RefSeq names its product annexin A2-A-like. The transcript is spliced from 12 exons. Gene Ontology annotation, molecular function: calcium-dependent phospholipid binding; phospholipase inhibitor activity; cytoskeletal protein binding. Gene Ontology annotation, cellular component: cytoplasm. The coding region runs from base 4 to 1014 and encodes 336 amino acids. The record is from RefSeq and is a predicted model, not a curated record. NCBI's taxonomy places the organism in Eukaryota, Metazoa, Chordata, Actinopteri, Siluriformes, Ariidae.
AAAAUGGCAUUGGUAUCUGAAUUUUUGGGUCAUCUCACACUUGGAGGGGGGAGAGAAUCUCGGUUCCCAACAUUGGUACCAGCUGUAAAUUUUGAUCCAGAGAAGGAUGCAAGUUGGAUUGAUUCAGCCAUCAAAACCAAAGGUGUGGAUGAGGGCAUAAUCAUUGACAUCCUAACAAAACGCACCUACAGUCAGAGGAGAGAGAUUGCCUUCGAGUAUGAGAAGAGAGCAAAAAAGGAACUGGUUACUGCCCUGAAGGGAGCGCUGUCAGGCUCUCUAGAAAAUGUUAUUCUUGGCCUAAUGAAGCACACCGCACAUUAUGAUGCCUUUGAGCUCAGAGCUUCAAUGAAGGGUCUAGGCACUGAUGAAGAGAGUUUGAUUGAGAUGGUCUGUUCUCGUAGCAAUGAGGAGCUGAUGGAGAUUAAAAAAGUUUACAAGGAACUGUUCAAGAAGGACUUGGAGAAAGAUGUGGCUGGAGAUACGUCUGGGGACUUUUGUAGGUUGCUGCUAUCUCUAGUUGAGGCUAAAAGAGAGGAACCCAGCAACAUAGUGGACUUGGAAAGGAUUGACAAUGAUGCCAAAGCCCUCUAUGAGGCAGGAGUAAAGAGGAAGGGAACAGAUGUGGCCACUUGGAUAGCAAUUUUCUCUGAAAGGAGUGUGCCACACCUCAAGAAAGUGUUUCAAAGGUACAACAGCUACAGCCCAUAUGACAUAAAGGACAGCAUUCAAAAGGAGGUGAAAGGAGAUCUAGAAAAAUCCUUCCUUACAUUGGUGGAGUGCUUCGAAAACAAACAACUUUACUUUGCCAACAAACUCAAUGAAGCUAUGAAGGGUAAAAGCAUUAAGGAGAAGGUUGUGACUCGGAUCAUGGUUUCACGUUGUGAAGUGGAUCUCAUGAAAAUCCGCAUGGAGUUCAAGACGCAGUUUGGAAAAUCACUCUACCAGACGAUCUCGGAUCAUACAAAGGGUGACUACCAGAGAGCUCUGCUAAAUCUGUGUGCCGGAGAUGAUUAGCAAGAAAUGAUGGGAAAUGU